This is a messenger RNA of Suillus discolor, 867 nucleotides long. RefSeq lists its product as uncharacterized. The record is from RefSeq and is a predicted model, not a curated record. The transcript has a single exon. Lineage: Eukaryota; Fungi; Basidiomycota; Agaricomycetes; Boletales; Suillaceae. Bases 1 to 867 code for a protein of 288 amino acids.
AUGGCCGAAGGAACUUGGGAGAAGCUGUCCCAGGUAGCUGUCCUGGGCGCUGAAUAUGACUCCCCUGAACGCCAGCCCCAUCUGAAAUGUUUGGAAGGGACCCGAGUGGACCUUCUCAAAUUCAUCAACAGACUGUUGAACAAGCGAGAGAAGAGUCAAAUCAUUUGGCUGCAUGGCAUGGCAGGCGUCGGAAAGUCUGCCGUGGCAUUCACUGUAGCUGAAAGAAUGAAAAGUCUGAAAAUAACACAGAAUACGAAAAUUGAAACAAGGCUCGCGGGGACAUUCUUUUUCUCGCGCAAUUCCAAGGAACGCAGCACGACUGGACAUUUCUUUGCGACGCUUGCUUACCAGCUUGCGAGCAAUUUCCCCAGCAUCAGGAACAACGUGAACAGAGCUGUCCGCGAGAAUCCUGCAGUUCUAGACUCCAGCAAGUCUCUUCGCGACCAGAUGAAGGCGUUAUUUCACAAACCUCUCUGGCACCUGCGACUCAGCUUAUGCGACUGUCCGCCUCUGGUCUUUGUCAUCGAUGCCCUCGAUGAAUGCAAACCUGAAACUGUUGCCGAUCUCAUCUCCCUCCUUGGGGAAGCUCUUCAUGAUCCUGAACUUCCUGUGAUCCACAUUCUGCUCACGAGUCGCUUGGAGGAGCGUAUCUGUAAAGCCAUUCAAAAGGAAGAGAUGCGGACGCUGGUGUACGAGAUACCAGUGAACACUUCUGGAGAGGGCGUUGCUGGCACCAUUUCAUUAGAUGGUGAAGAUGUCGACAAUGACAUCUAUAUCUUCUUACAGCAUUCCUUCAUGGAGUUGCAAAAUCGCCACCCUGAUUUCCCUCAGCCAGCUGCGGAUAAACUUACGCAGCUGGCGAACUGA